UUAUACUCCAGUUCAUCACCAGUUCUACAAGUCACCACAGAAACAUUUGACAGCCUGAUCCUCGAAUCGAACCACACGAGUAUGGUCGAGUUCUACGCGCCAUGGUGUGGUUAUUGCAAGAAAAUGGCGCGAGACUACCAGAAAGCAGCUAAGGCCCUCCAAGGCCUGGCCAAGGUAGCUGCAGUCAACUGCGAUGUGGAGAGCAACAAGGGCUUGUGCGCGUCCCUGGGCGUGCGCGGUUUCCCUACGCUCUAUAUUUUCAAGCCGGGCAAAAAGUUCGGACAGCCAGAUAUGGAGGGCUACGACGGAGCAAGAACAUCCAAGGCGAUAGUCGAUGCGGUCGUCGAAAACAUCCCAAACCACGUCAAGAGAUUGAAAAAUGCCACCUACGCUGCAUGGGUCGCGGAUGACACGAAGCCAAAAGCCAUCCUGUUCUCGAAUAAGCGCCCUGUUAGCGCCCUGCUCAAGUCAGUCGCGAUCGACUUUCUUGAUGCGAUACACAUAGCUCAGAUUCGGAGUAAGGAGACAGAUGCCGUUGAGGCGUUCAACGUGGACAAGUUUCCUACAUUGGUCCUUCUCCCUGGGAAUGGCGCUGAACCGAUCACCUACGAUGGCGAGAUGAAAAAAGACUCGAUUGUCAAGUUUCUCUCAACUGUCGCAAGUCCCAAUCCUGAUCCAUCUACGAAGGACAAGCCAAAGGAGGACAAGGAGGCAUCGAGCGGGUCUUCUGACACGGACAAGUCUUCUGCAUCUCCCGACGCACAUGAAACUCCUAAAGCACAACCACUAAAGCAAGCUUCCCCCAAGGCUGCGAGUGAUGCCAAGGCAAUUCCUUCAAUUGCAGACGGCCUGAUACUUCAGCAAAAGUGCCUUAAUGACAAAGCCGGUACCAGUAUCCUUGCCAUCUUGCCUGAAGAAGAUGAACCAUCUGCUCAAACGAGCCAGGCGGUCAAGAGUCUCUCGGAGCUGCACCAGAAGCAUGAGCUUGCUAAGCGGAAACUUUUUCCCUUCUAUCAGCUUCCACCCAGCAAUGACCAAGCAAACGCUCUGCGCAAGAAACUCGGACUUUCGACAUCUGAGGUCGAGAUCGUUGCAGUCAACGGUAAGCGCGGAUGGUGGACCCAUUUUCCGUCGAAGGAGUUCACGUCUAUCAAGAUCGAGAACUGGGUGGAUGCCAUUCGUAUGGGCGAUUUCAAGAAGACAGAUAUGCCA
Messenger RNA from Pseudocercospora fijiensis CIRAD86, 1212 nucleotides. RefSeq lists its product as uncharacterized. The annotation marks the transcript as partial. Gene Ontology annotation, biological process: response to endoplasmic reticulum stress. The record is from RefSeq and is a predicted model, not a curated record. NCBI's taxonomy places the organism in Eukaryota, Fungi, Ascomycota, Dothideomycetes, Mycosphaerellales, Mycosphaerellaceae. The transcript has a single exon. Gene Ontology annotation, cellular component: endoplasmic reticulum lumen. Gene Ontology annotation, molecular function: protein disulfide isomerase activity; protein-disulfide reductase activity.